Messenger RNA from Symbiodinium sp. CCMP2456, 227 nucleotides. Lineage: Eukaryota; Dinophyceae; Suessiales; Symbiodiniaceae. The record is from the annotation of a GenBank genome assembly.
GAAGAAUCUGAUGACGCGCUUCGAUUUGAUCUGGCUCAUGCUGGACAAGCGAGACCGCGAUUCGGACCACAGGCUCGCAUUCCAUCUUCUGUCCAUGUACACGGAAGAGGGCGCAAAGAAGGUCGAAGCCGUGGUGGAUCCGGAGCUCUUCCGCCGCUAUGUGGCUUUCGCGCGCCAGUGGGUGUUCCCUGCCAUCAACGAAGAGUCUGCGAACGCCCUGCAUAAAA